Messenger RNA from Indicator indicator, 435 nucleotides. RefSeq names its product PDZ and LIM domain 2 (gene PDLIM2). Gene Ontology annotation, cellular component: filamentous actin; stress fiber; adherens junction. The transcript is spliced from 3 exons. NCBI's taxonomy places the organism in Eukaryota, Metazoa, Chordata, Aves, Piciformes, Indicatoridae. Gene Ontology annotation, biological process: muscle structure development; heart development; actin cytoskeleton organization. Bases 1 to 435 code for a protein of 144 amino acids. The record is from RefSeq and is a predicted model, not a curated record. Gene Ontology annotation, molecular function: actin binding; muscle alpha-actinin binding.
AUGAGGCGUUUGGAGGAAGAUUCCGAAGUCUACAAAAUGCUGCAGGAAAACCGAGAGCUGAGGUUGGCCCCGCGGCAGUCCAGCACCUUCCGGCUGCUGCAGGAGGCUCUGGAGGAUGAGGAUGGAGGAGAUCCUGAUGGAUUUGUGUGGGUGUCCCCAGCUCCUCAUCCCAGCUGGAUCUCGCCCGGCAGCCGCAAACCAGGGGCUGGGGUCCGGAAGCUUCACCUCUGCGAGAAGUGCGGCAGCAGCAUCGCCACCCAGGCGGUGCGGAUCCAGGAGGGGCGGUACCGGCACCCCUCCUGCUACUGCUGCGCCGACUGCGGGCUCAACCUGAAGAUGCGAGGCCACUUCUGGGGGGGGGAGGAGCUGUACUGCGAGAAGCACGCACGCCUGCGCUACCAGGGCACCCCCCCCGCCGCCCCCCAGCACUCCUGA